AUGAUCUCCACCAUCGUAAGACAACGUUAUACGUGUGAGCGACCCACAAUUCUAGUAUUCCUGGAUUUCCGAGGCGCAUUCGACUCGGUUGACCGGUCUCUUCUUCUUGACACGCCUGCCCACCAAGGAAAGUUUGUAGACAUAAUACGUUCUCAGACUUGUAGACAUGUGAGAGUAUACGGAGAACUCUCCAAAAGCUUCCGUACACAAAGCGGUGUCCAUCAGGGAUGA
Messenger RNA from Opisthorchis viverrini, 231 nucleotides. RefSeq lists its product as hypothetical. Lineage: Eukaryota; Metazoa; Platyhelminthes; Trematoda; Opisthorchiida; Opisthorchiidae. The transcript has 2 exons. The record is from RefSeq and is a predicted model, not a curated record. Bases 1 to 231 code for a protein of 76 amino acids.